Molecule: messenger RNA, 1416 nt
Organism: Merops nubicus (carmine bee-eater)
Lineage: Eukaryota; Metazoa; Chordata; Aves; Coraciiformes; Meropidae
Gene: STK17B
Product: serine/threonine kinase 17b
Exons: 7
Coding region: 31-1149 (372 amino acids)
Biological process (GO): protein phosphorylation; intracellular signal transduction; positive regulation of apoptotic process
Cellular component (GO): nucleus
Molecular function (GO): ATP binding; protein serine/threonine kinase activity
Source: RefSeq, a predicted model, not a curated record
CUGGUGGAAGAGAGAGACCUGUUUCUGACUAUGUCGAGGAAAAAGCUGGAGAACAAAAGCUUUUCUGGCUUGUUAGCUACAUCUCUGCAGACACAAAUCAAGACAGAUAAUUUCCACAAUUUUUAUAUGCUUGAGUCAAAAGAGCUGGGAAGAGGAAGAUGUGCUGUGGUUAGAAAAUGUAUAGCUAAAUCCACAGGCCAAGAGUAUGCAGCCAAGUUUUUAAAAAAAAGAAGAAGAGGUCAAGACUGCAAAGCAGAGAUUCUUCAUGAGAUUGCUGUACUUGAGUUAAUGAAAUCUAAUCCUCGCGUCGUUAAUCUCCACGAAGUCUAUGAAACAGCAAAUGAAAUCAUCUUGGUGUUGGAAUAUGCUGCUGGAGGAGAAAUAUUUGACUUGUGUGUCCCAGAUCUGGAUGACAGAAUUAGUGAAAGGGACAUUGUAAGACUUAUAAGACAAAUACUUGAAGGACUACGCUGUUUGCAUGAAAACAAUAUUGUUCAUCUUGAUUUAAAGCCUCAAAAUAUUUUGCUGAGCAGCAUCAAUCCUCUUGGUGAUGUAAAAAUUGUAGAUUUUGGGAUGUCUCGGAAGCUGGAGAGUUGCAGUGAACUGCGGCAGAUCAUGGGGACCACAGAGUAUCUAGCUCCAGAAAUCUUAAACUAUGAUCCUAUUACCACAGCUACAGAUAUGUGGAAUAUAGGUGUAAUUUCAUACAUGCUGCUGACACAAGAAUCUCCAUUUGUGGGAGCUGAUAAUCAGGAAACCUACCUUAAUAUUUCUCAAGUUAACGUGGAUUACUCAGAAGAAACAUUUUCAUCAGUUUCACAGCCUGCCAAAGACUUCAUUCAAAAACUUCUCAGAAAAAAUCCAGAGGAAAGACCCACAGCAGAGGCCUGUCUCUCUGACCUGUGGCUGCAGCAAGGGGAGCUCACCCUCCUGUGGAGCCCUGAGGAAAGGUGCUGCUCUCCUCCCACGCCGGGACACGCCACGAAGGGCUCAGAGGAGUGGAGUGUGAAAUCCAGCUGCAAUGGUACCUGCAGCAGCAAGGAGGACAAAGAGAACAUUCCAGAGGACAGCACCAUGGUCUCCAAACGUUUCCGUUUUGAUGACUCUUUGCAGUAUCCCCAAGACUUUGUGACAGACUUUGUCUGUUAGUGUGUGAUACAGACUUCAUAAAACGAAUUCAGCAUAAUCUACAGCAGUGGCAAAUAUGAGAUGGUGGCUUGCCAAUCCAUGGAGCAUUGGCAGACUGGAAAUGCACUUUGAUUCUUUUAUGCUGGUGUUGCCUUUUCUAUCCAUUGCUGGCAGUGGAUUUAACUCUUGAGAAAUUGGGGGUGCACCAGUAAAAUGAAUUUUUUUUUUUUUUAAGAAGAUAUAAUUAAAUAUUUUUGCACUUUUUGAGUUUUAGUACAAAAAUAAUGC